Messenger RNA from Lutra lutra (Eurasian river otter), 463 nucleotides. RefSeq names its product ribosomal protein S21 (gene RPS21). NCBI's taxonomy places the organism in Eukaryota, Metazoa, Chordata, Mammalia, Carnivora, Mustelidae. Gene Ontology annotation, molecular function: structural constituent of ribosome. Gene Ontology annotation, biological process: translation; endonucleolytic cleavage to generate mature 3'-end of SSU-rRNA from (SSU-rRNA, 5.8S rRNA, LSU-rRNA); endonucleolytic cleavage in ITS1 to separate SSU-rRNA from 5.8S rRNA and LSU-rRNA from tricistronic rRNA transcript (SSU-rRNA, 5.8S rRNA, LSU-rRNA). The transcript has 6 exons. The record is from RefSeq and is a predicted model, not a curated record. Gene Ontology annotation, cellular component: cytosolic small ribosomal subunit; ribosome. The coding region runs from base 162 to 413 and encodes 83 amino acids.
CGGAAGCGGAAGUACACCCGAAAGGCAGGCUGCGCGCGGCGUGUCGGGACCCGGAAGCACUCCCCGAGGCCCCGCCCCGCCUCCCAAUACCGCUGCCGGGGGACGCCGCGCUUCCUUUCUGCGCUCGCGCUCGUGGUGCCGGCAGCAAGCGCGCCCUCGCCAUGCAGAACGACGCCGGCGAGUUCGUGGACCUGUACGUGCCGCGGAAAUGCUCCGCCAGCAACCGCAUCAUCGGCGCCAAGGACCACGCGUCCAUCCAGAUGAACGUGGCCGAGGUCGACAAGGUGACGGGCAGGUUCAACGGCCAGUUCAAGACCUACGCGAUCUGCGGGGCCAUCCGCAGGAUGGGUGAGUCCGAUGACUCCAUCCUCCGGCUGGCCAAGGCCGACGGCAUCGUUUCCAAGAACUUCUGACGGAGGCGAUCACAGGAGCGGGGGGUUUGCCGUAAAUAAACAGUGAAACC